GCACCCUCCGGCCCGCAGGAAGCGGCCAGGCCGCCGCCAGUGCAGUUCCGGUGUGUCCGCUGCGGGCGGCUUCCCCCCGGCCGUGAGGGCAGGCGGGCCCCGGCGCGCUUCCUCUCCCUAGCUAUACUACCACAUAAUAUUCAAAUGCUGCCCACUGCCCAUGGCUUUCAGGGAUGUGAAUGCCAGGAGACACAUUGGACUCCAGCAGCUGUCAUCCUUAGCAUCCACUGGGAGAACAUUCCUGGGGCCAAUGAAAUCACAUAAAUUCAUUGUGGAUGAAAUCACCAACCAGAGCACGUUGAUAUGUUCUGCUGUUAGACUGAUUGAAAGUUUGGAUUUGACAAGUGCUGGUGGACAGCUUCUUAAUGAAACCAUUCAGGCUCAGAACAAGGAGUUUAAGACUGGGCUGAGUACCCUGUUGUUCCUGGUUGGAGCGUGGAGCAAUGCUGUGGUGGAGUGCCUCCAGCAGAACGUUCCUGUUCCAGCAAUAGUGUCUGUGAUGUCUGAGGGGUUGAACUCUUGCUGUGAGAGAGUCCAGUGUCUUCAAAUACCAAUACAGGAUGUAAAGAAAGAGCUGUGUUCUUGCCAAGUCAGGCCAAAGGCUUCUGAAAGCAACACUGGCCAAGUUGGAUGUGAUGGUCUCACAAAUCCUUGGAAUUUGCUGUGUUUUCAGAGAGAUGCUUCUGCAACAGAGGAAGUAAUUCCAGUAAAUUCUUGUUCCCAUCAAGGAGAUGAUUGUAAUUUUAACAAGUUCCUGGUUUCACCCUUGGCUGGCUUUGGUUCAGUGGCUUCUGUUGUGAAAGCAGUGGGUGACAGAAGUUCAUCUGCGCUGUCUGGAAGUGGUGGUACUGCAUCCAGCUGCAUCACACGGAAGUUAACCCACAGCAGGCACUUCAGCACUCCAGGGAAAAGCCACUUUUCAAGACACCUCUCAGGACCGUCAGCAGAUCUGGGUGGAUGUUGUGGUUUAGGACACCUGGCAAUGGCUCUGAGCCGUGGAAACCAGACCGGCGUGAAACUGCUGCAAAGCAUCGCCGCUUAUCAGCAAGAGAGAGCAGAGUGCAGUGGCUCUUCCCAGAUUAAUAUCGCAGAGAUUGUGACGUGCUGUGUGCUGGGCCUGCCUGAGGGCUAUUCCUGUGUCUCCCCAGGCUUUGUCACAUUAGUGUCACCAGAGCAAGUCGCAGUCAUCAAACACUUUGCAGGCAAACCCCUCCGGAUUGUGCUGAUGGAUGGUGACCUCACGGAGCAGUAUCGACACUUGGGUUUUAACAGACCUCGUAAUGUAAGGACCAUUUUGGAGCAUCCCAGUCCACAGGGAAGCAGCACAGGAGAUGUGUGGCUAAGCAGAAUGUCGGAUAUCCUGAUGAGCUUUGAGGUAAACCUGGUUUUGGUCAAAGGGAACGUGUGCAAGAACUUCAUGGAAAGGUGCAUCGCCAGCAGGAUAUUAGUAAUUGGCGGUGUGGCUCGGGAUGUGCUGUGUGCCUUUGGGACGGCCACAGGUGCUCAGGCAGUGUCGUACCUGAGCCAGCUGAACGCUUCCUGUGUCGGGAAUGGGGCCUGGGCGGAGCUGUGGGAGCCCAGCGAUGGGCGAGCGGUGGAUCUGGGCGAGCUGGUGCCGGCGCGGAUCAGCGCGGGAGGCCUCGCCCUGCUCACGGCCGUGCUCACCACUGCCCUGCCUGGCAAGGUGCAGCUCAUCGAAGACCAGUUCUGGACACUGUUGUAUCGACUCCAUCACGCUCUAAAGGACGGGAAGGUUUUCCCUGGGGGCGGUGCAGUGGAGCUCCUGUGCCUCAGUCACAUCCAGGCGCUCGCAGAGCAGCCCGGCUGGCCGGGAAACGACAGAGCUGUGAGAUGGCUUCCCAGUCCCUGGCUGGCAGAGUAUAAAUCCAUUGUGCUCCAGGCACUGGCCAGGGGCUGGGAGCAGUACCUGUCCGUGGUCCUGUGUAACACUGCGAAGGCCGGCUCGGAGCUGGAAGCAAGUGCCUCUGUGGAUAACCACCUCCAGAAAGCAGCGGCCUGUGGCUCUGCCUCAGCUUAUAUUUUGGAAGAGUUUAGGAGAGGUGGAGUGUUCAGGGGCAGCUCUGAUCCCUUCCUUAACCAGGUCACAGAUUUAAAGGUUUGUGAUAAUGUUGCAGCCAAGACAGAGGCGUGGAGGAGAGCUCUGGACCUGGUGCUGCUGGUGCUUCAAACUGAUGCUGAAAUCAUCACAGGCCCCAGAAGGAAUGAGAUCCUGAACUCGCCUGUGUCAAGUGAAUUUAUGUUUUUAUAGGAUUUUCAGGAUUUGUAAAUCCAUGAGUCAGUGCAAACCCAGGUGCAACCUACAUGGCUUUAUAAAGCAAAGAGUGAGAUGUGAUUGUGACUUUAGAAUGUAACAGCAGAGGUCAGAAUGAGAGACAGUCACAAGGUAAUUUCUUAUUUGUAGAAAUAAGAAUUAAAUAACAAACAAAAACCACUUGUGGCCUUAUCCCUAACCCAAGCCAUGCAUUUCUAGCUAAUGGUAUUGCCUCCUAAUGUCUUCUGAAGAAAGGUAAAGAUCUCUUACAUAACAUUGCUGUACUUGUGUUAAAUGAAAUAAUAUACUGUAAUUAUUUCUUAAUUAAUGCCUUGUUCUUAAUUGUUAUACAUUGCAAGCAUAAGAGUUAAACUUGAAAUAAUGUGUUACAUUUUAUACUGAGAGAUUGUGUGAAUAGAUUCUAUUUUUGCAUAUUUAUAUGGUUCAUGUUUAUAUGGUCCCAAUAUAUAUCCUCUGGAAUUUCUCUAGUUUUUGACCAAUUCAGGCUGAAUCCUUCCUUGGAUGCAUCUUUACACAAAAUUUUCUUUCACAUUGCCAAUUGGAUUUUUAGAUCAUUUCCAUGGGGUCUUUCAGCUCUCCUUGCAGAGAGGAAAAUGUUGCUGAAGUUUUAGGUGUUGGCCAACAACUGGGAAUGAAUCUAUCCUGGUGGUUGAGGCAGGGCAUUUUUGCUGUGUUACAGCACUGACAGUUUGAAAGCUGGGCACUGGAGAGCUGGCACUUCAUUGUGUGUAACUAUGGAGAUUUUUUUUCUGAGCUUGGCAUUCUGAGUCACACUGAAAGUGAAAUGUCUCACCAGUCUGGUGAAAAUAGAAUGGAAAAGGAAUGGAAAUGGUGAUGCUAAACAGGAUCCUUGCAUUCAAGAAGUUUCUCAUUAAAAUGCUCAAAAUUCAUCCACAAAUAAAGUUUAGAUACUUAUUGGGGGUAUCUGUGUAUUAAAGUCAUAGUACAUCUCUGACCUGAAACAAAAUAUUCUGGUUUUCUCUCAGAUCCCAGAAUUUGGUGGAUUUUUUUGGCAAUAUACUAUGCUUAUAAUUUUAAUUUGGAACAGUAGUUCCUAGCACCAUAAGGAUCUCAUUAGAUUACAGUUUUGAUCAUCCUGCAAUUAUAUUUUCAUUAUUAAUUGUUUGGAAAAUUGAUGUGCAGUUGCUUGGGCACACUCUUGAUGUGAGAGAGAGUCUGGUAGAUCAGAAGAGGCAAAAGGAGCUGGGGGCUGUUAAGUGAGAAUUCAAUGGAAACACAACAAAUAAAUAUAAACAGACGCCGCUGCUCUGCAGUGUUUGCAGCUCAUGGUUGGCUUUACACUGCUUUUCUUGAACCUCCUGUGCUGAGCAUUGCAUAACCCCUGUUCCCAGGAAAAGAUCCACUUGGACUUUAUUUGAAUAAUAGAGUGAAGUGUGUUAUGGAAAAUCUGCAGACAGGAAUUGUAUUGAGGUGGUCCAACAUCUAUUUAUGGCACUCUUAGACAUUGGGAGCUGACACACCAAAUGUUGAGAAAGUCCAAAAUGAUGUAAUUUUUCCAAUCAGGCUUUUAAUG
Molecule: messenger RNA, 3827 nt
Organism: Catharus ustulatus (Swainson's thrush)
Lineage: Eukaryota; Metazoa; Chordata; Aves; Passeriformes; Turdidae
Gene: BBS12
Product: Bardet-Biedl syndrome 12
Exons: 2
Coding region: 161-2269 (702 amino acids)
Biological process (GO): chaperone-mediated protein complex assembly; photoreceptor cell maintenance
Source: RefSeq, a predicted model, not a curated record